AUGAAUCAGAACAAUGCAGGCCAAACAGAAAACCUAGAGGUGCUACUUUUCGACCUAGAUAAGAUUGUUAAAACCGCUAACAACUUUUCAAGAAGCAACAAGCUUGGUGAAGGUGGUUUUAGACCUUUUUACAGGUUACAUGGCAACCGAAUAUGCCAUAUGGGUGGGCUGUUCUCCGUGAAGUCUGAAGUCUUUAGCUUUGUUAUUCUACUGUUGAUCAUAAUUGGAAAGAAAAACAGAGGUUUCUAUCAUCUAGAAACUAGUGGUAACCUUAUUGGAUAUGCUUGGAAACUGUGGAAAGAAGGCAGGCCUUUAGAACUUAUCAGUCCAAUCUUAAGCGACUCAAGCAAUCUUUCAAAGGAGUUGGACAGCAUCCAUGUUGGUCUUUUGUGUGUGCAAGAGCACCCUGAAGACAGAUCAAGCAUGUCUUAUGUGGUUUUCAUGUUGGGCUGCGAUAAUGCUUUGCCUGAGCCCAAGCAACCUGGUUUCUCAUUAGGUAAAGACAAUGUUGCAGGAGAUUCUUCAUCGAACAAACUUGAAUCUUCUUCAACCAAUGAAAUUACUGUAACUCUUUUAGAGCUUCGAUAG
Molecule: messenger RNA, 588 nt
Organism: Ziziphus jujuba (common jujube)
Lineage: Eukaryota; Viridiplantae; Streptophyta; Magnoliopsida; Rosales; Rhamnaceae
Product: receptor-like serine/threonine-protein kinase SD1-8
Exons: 3
Coding region: 1-588 (195 amino acids)
Molecular function (GO): protein serine/threonine kinase activity
Source: RefSeq, a predicted model, not a curated record